CCUCGCAGGCCAGGAGACCAGCUGCCUCACCAUGAGAUUUCUAGUCCUCUACAGCCUCAUCUGCAUCUUGCUGCUCUGUGUCUCCAUCUUCUCCGGGGAAGCCACAGGGAAAAGGCUUCGGACCAAGAUACGGAAAUCCAGGCCCUGCUGCCGCCAAGCUCCAGGCUUUAACCUGAAAAGGAACGGCACCAGGCUGUGCAGACCUUGCAGGCUCAAGACAACACCACAGUCCUGGGUAGUGCCUGGGGCUCUUCCGCUGAUGUAGCACCCAGACCACCUCCGUGCAGCUGAGAACCUACUGCCCAGACCAUGACACCAGAAGCCUAAGCUCGCCUCUCUCCGCCUGAGCAUCAGUAAGCAGCGAUUGUGCAGGGCCUCAUCACAGGAACAAGAGCACCACGGAGUGCAGAACCCCUCCAGGUCCUGGUCCACACAAGCCGGGCUCUGCUGAGUGGCUCCAGGACCUAUCAGUGUGGCAGUCAACAAAUCCACCAUGACCCAUAGCGGCUACAGAUUCAGACACAUGCCAAGUCCCCCAGACACUAGGGCAGCAGGACCCAGGGCAGUCGGCUAGGACUUCAGUCUCAGCAGUCCUCAGAGGCACAAGACCCCCCACCCAGCUUCCUGACCUGUGUCAGAUGGAGAGAAGCCCCGAGCAAACACAUAAUCAAUAAAC
Fukomys damarensis (Damara mole-rat) is the source of this 676-nucleotide messenger RNA. RefSeq names its product chromosome unknown C10orf99 homolog (gene Gpr15lg). The transcript has 3 exons. The record is from RefSeq and is a predicted model, not a curated record. Gene Ontology annotation, molecular function: G protein-coupled receptor binding. NCBI's taxonomy places the organism in Eukaryota, Metazoa, Chordata, Mammalia, Rodentia, Bathyergidae. Bases 32 to 265 code for a protein of 77 amino acids.